Molecule: messenger RNA, 2903 nt
Organism: Cottoperca gobio
Lineage: Eukaryota; Metazoa; Chordata; Actinopteri; Perciformes; Bovichtidae
Gene: mlphb
Product: melanophilin b
Exons: 16
Coding region: 104-1936 (610 amino acids)
Biological process (GO): intracellular protein transport
Cellular component (GO): cortical actin cytoskeleton
Molecular function (GO): myosin binding; small GTPase binding; actin binding
Source: RefSeq, a predicted model, not a curated record
GUCAGUCUGGUCUGCCUUCAGAGGAAAUACUGCCUGCAGCUACACUCAACACCAAGCCCUUCACAAGACAGCCUGCCAGCUCACAGGCAACAGCUUCACAACUAUGUCUGGCACCACAACUGGCAAGAAGCUGGAUCUCUCCAAGCUCACAGACAAGGAGGCCAAACAUGUUUGGGAAGUCGUCCAGCGAGAUUUCAAUCUGAGGAAGAAGGAGGAGGACAGACUUGGGGACCUAAAGACCAAGAUUGAAAAAGAAGACAUCAAGAGAGAGUUGUUGGGAAACCAGACCAGCCUGACUGAGUCGCACUGUAUUCGAUGUCUCGAGCCCUUCAAGUUCCUGGUCAACAGCAAGCGUCAGUGUCUGGACUGCCAGCUCUACAUCUGCAAGUCCUGCAGUCUCUACAACAAGAAGGAGCAUGGCUGGGUGUGCGACCCCUGUCGAAUGGCCAGGGUCCUCAAGAUCGGUACUUUGGAGUGGUACCAUGAAAACGUCCGUGCCCGCUUCAAGCGCUUCGGCAGUGCCAAGGUGAUGCGAUCGCUCUUCAAGAGGUUGAGCGGGGACCACGGUGGCUCUCAGAAUGACCUUGAAGACCCACAUGGAUAUGAUACACAAAGCAUACCUGAGGUCCACACAGAUGGAUAUGAGGAGCAGAGUAUGGACGCAACAGAAUCGCAACACUACAAGGGAAUGAAAAAGGCCAAAAGGCGGCUAACGGUCGAUCCCUUUGAUUUUGAACUGGGCCUUGACUGCUUCAUCGAAUCCAGAGGACGGCCUGAUCAGGCCCCAGUCCUCCGAGACGUCACGGACAUGGAUGUAGGUGAGAGGGAGUCGAUGCUUGCAGAGGCUGAUAUGGCCUCUGUUUUCCACCAGAUUUUUAAGGAACAACACAAAGGUCUGGAGCUGAGAAUGGCUCCACAGCAAGAUGACCUCACAUAUGCAGACAACCAAACUAUUCCAUCUCGCUCCAUCUCCCGGCUAAGCUACUCCUCGUGUGGCAGUAGCAGUGCUUGGGGCCCCCAAGGCAGCAGCUACCUGCCCGGCCCUGAUGACUCAGAGGAGGAUGACCACUGCCAGCUCUACCCUCUCUACCAGUCUCAUCUGGGCCCCUGUAGCCACACCUCCCAGGAGAGCCUGAACGCACCAAACCCUCCACCACAGAUCACUGACCUGAACAGACGCGUGUCAGCCAUCGAGAACCUCUUAAACCACUUAGAGCAGAAGGUCACAUCAACAUACGACGAGACAAACGAGGCUUCUCCGACUCCAAACUGCACCUCUCCUCUUCCUCAGUGUGAGGAAGUGGACUUAGAGGAGCAGCAGCUGAGACAGAAGCUGCACGAGAUGACGGACAACAUUAGUGACCACAGCCUAACCUCUGAUGAGGACGAGCCCAGCAGGCCACACUCAGUCCAAGAGAUCCCAGCAUGGAGGAGCCCAAAGGAGGAUGUCAAACCCACCAGGAUACCUACCAGACCCCCAUCCAGAACCAGCAUCAUUCUCUGCAGACUGGAGGAAGAGCAGCCUCAGCUCACGGACUCUCAGAAGAUAAACCGCUCUACAGAGAGCCUGGAGUCGAAGUGGCACCCCCUAGAGGACGGGUCAAAGACAAGCUUCAAAGGCUCAACAGCCUUACUGGUAGAGCUGGAGGACAAGGUAGCUCAAGCAGCUGCCAACGUCCAGAACUCCCAGAGUGAGGUGUCUUACAUAGAGAACAGGAUUGCUGCCCUGAACGCUGCCGGCAUGCCCGUGGAUAAAAGAAGAAGGUCUGCAAUCCCGAUCCAAGCAAGACGAUCUUCCCACCACUUUCCCACAAACCAGGUGGACAGAUUUGUGAGGAACUCCCUCUACACGGGCUCCCUGACACAGAGGAACCCAGUGGCUAAGCCCAAACACAAGGCUACCUGUGCGAAACCAGUAAUGACGCAGGGAUCAUAAGGAGGAGGCUGAGCAUCGUCUGACCAUUUUUGUUAUUACAGUUUGUAAGAAGCUGAAAUUCAGCUGGAACGAAAUAGAUUCCAAUUUAAAUUUCAGAGGUUUGUCGCCUGGAAUGGGAGUGUUUAUACGUAUAUUUAACAUUUGUCCUUAUGAUACUGUUGUGGUAUUAUAUUGUGAUAGAUCCAUAACAUAUUUAUAGUUUACUGUGUGUUUGAGUUACACAUGAUAUGCACUAACUUUGCUAGAUCUGCAUCUUAGAGUGUACUUGCAUACUUUAACAUGCAAGUUAAUGCAUUCACAUUUGCUGUUUUCAUUUUAAAAAAUCUAGUAAUAUAUCCCAAUGUUCACAUGGUACAAAUGAAAACAAGAAACAAAAUCAAAAUGUUGGCUACUAUCACUAGAAUAAAGUUAUCAUGAUAUAGCAAAUACAGUAAUUCUAAGGUAAUAGGACGGAGAAUAUGAAUAAAUAUAGACCUUGAUGCACAUUCCUUGUGUAUAUCUUGACACAAUAUCCAAAAGGAAUUUAUAGUAAUCUUUUCUUUUCUCUAUACAGUAUAUUUAUGCUAAUUGGCACUUAAAGGAUAUUUUACUACUUAUACAUAAUCAAUAGUUGUAUAUCACCUUGCAUCCUAUCUAUAAGGCGGUGAAGCUGUAUAGUGAAAUAGUAUUUGAAAAUACUUUUUAGCAUGUUGUCCCCUCUCUCUCCCCUUUUCCUGUCUAUCUUCGGCUGUGCUAUCCAAUUAAGGCAAAAAUAUAUAUAAUAUUUAAGAAAAAAAGAAUGCUCCUAAUAUUGAGACUUAUACUGGCAAUAUACAUUAUACCAUUUACUGUAGUCAUUCUGAAUAUUGCGCAAUAACAAAAUGCAGUCAUGACCGAAAGAAUGAGAUCGCGGGUACAAGCGGCCAAAAUGGGUUUUCUCAGACGGGUGGCUGGCGUCUCCCUUAGAGACAGGGUGAGAAGCUCAGCC